AUGUUAAAUUUCUGUAAAGACAUUUUUGAUGAAUAUUUACAAGUAAUGACCUGUAAAGCAAAAAAAAUCAAUAAGUUAUUUAGCUAUGAAUAUGAUCCUGUAAUUCUGAAAAAGAUUAAUGCUUAUGAUUCUAAUUCAGAUGAUUCUGAAAUUAAUGAAUCUAACUCUGAUACUAAUAAAUCUGAUUCUAAUAUAUAUUUCAAAUUUAAUAAUUUUGACUCUAAUAAUGAAUAUAAUUAUAAACUUCAUGAAAAGCUUCAGUUAUGCAUGAAAAAAUAG
Rhizophagus irregularis DAOM 181602=DAOM 197198 is the source of this 279-nucleotide messenger RNA. The record is from RefSeq and is a predicted model, not a curated record. NCBI's taxonomy places the organism in Eukaryota, Fungi, Glomeromycota, Glomeromycetes, Glomerales, Glomeraceae.